ACAUGCCCAGCACUUAUCUUCCCACACAGGACUGUGUUCGCUUGUGUUUCGUAAACACACCAAGGUGUGGUUUCUUUAGUCCAAAAGCAGCCAGCUUCCGUCUAUUCUCAACACACCAUUAUCUGCGCAACAGGAGACGGGGCGGGGAGAGGCGCAAGGUCUGUCCGCUGUCCGGACAGCACAGAAGAAAGACAACGAAAAAGUUAUUAUUUUAAGAAUUUUAAACAUAGAGAGCUAUCCAAAACAAACUCAUAAGCAAUGAGUCUGUACGGAUCCCAGACAAAACUGCCCAUAAGCGGCAUGAGCAGAAGUACUUCACGACCGGAGUUGUCGAAUUACAGAAACGACGUGUUCGUCGGUGGAAACGGCUUCCAAGGGGAUUACCAAGCAGGGGACGGCGGAUUCGCCUACAGCAACACCACCAACUUCACCAGGCACUCCGUGCACGGCGGAGGUUUCGGAGGGCAGAACAUGCAAGUUAGCAUGGGUGCGGGCGGCGGUGCUAUCAGUGCAAAUGCUAUUCAGCAAAAAGCCGCAUUCUUGCAACAACAGUGUCAUGAUCAGCUGGAAAGAGCCAAAAUGAUUCUCCGGACUGGGGGUUCCAUGAAGGAUGCUGAGAGGCUUUUACUUCUUGCUGAAGAAUCCAUGGAGCAGCUGAGGAACUGUGGCCAAACCAUGAAUCAAUUGCGUAUACCAAAUGGUAUUUUCAGAAGCCUCGAACAGUUCCAGCACAUGCAUGCUACUAUCGCUCAGCAGCUUGUUGGCAGCGUGACUAUAAGACGAAAUAGAGGCAGUGGAAGCUUUGAGGGGGGGAAGUUGUUUAACGAUGCUAUGGCCUGGAUUUCCCAACAAAAGCGCAUGGUUGAGACUGCUCCAUGGGGAGAUGACUCCGCCGCCAUAGAAAAGCAAAUCUUAAGUCACAACAACUUCCACAGCUCCAUUCAAAGGAGCCUAGAAGUGGAACGUGCCAGAGAUGAACUGAGUGCAAAUGGUGAAAAGUACCACCUCUCCCUACUGGACCAAGAAUGGGAAAGCCUGAUGAAAAUGUCCCACAGCCGUCUGAAUCAGCUGCGUGACCUUCAGAACAUCAUCGAGGAGAUCUCCCAGGCCAUCAUUUGGGUGAAUGAGAGAGAGGAGGAAGAACUAAUCUUUGACUGGGGCGACAAGAACAUCGACUUUUACAUCCCCAAGAAGCAAGAGAGCUACUCCAGGCUGAUGAGAGACCUGGAGGUGAAGGAGAAAGACUUAAACAAGCUGAAGGUGAAAUCAGACGGCCUUCUGGGCAACAACCAUCCUGCCUCUGAUAAGAUUGACGCCUACAUGGACACCUUACAGACCCAGUGGAGCUGGCUUCUGCAGAUCACUAAAUGCAUCCAUGUUCAUUUGAAAGAGAAUUCUGCCUACAGCCAAUUUUUCAAGGAGGCCAAUGAGACCUAUAUGAAGCUACAGAAGCAGCACGAGACAAUUCGAAGCAAAUUCACUUGUGACAAGAACACGCCCCUGGACAAACUCACCGAACUCCUGAAAAACCUGGAGACAGAGAAAGCACGCAUCAUGGAGAAUAAGAGGCAGGUCCAAAGUCUGGUCAGCAAGUCCAAGUCUAUUGUCAGGCUGAAGCCUCGCAACCCCGAGGAAAAGAGCAGCGGCCCGAUCAUGGUCCAGGCCUUAUGUGACUUUAAACAAGACCAGAAAGGUAUUAUGAAAGGAAAUGAGGGCAUCCUGAAGGACAACUCGCAGCGCAGCAAGUGGCUUGUGACGGGGCCAGGAGGUCUCGACAUGAUGAUUCCCUCGGUGUGCCUGCUCAUCCCCCCGCCAAACCCCCUCAGCAUCGGAAUCGCCACCAAAAAUGAGCAGUAUUAUGAAGCCAUCAUGAGCAUCUGGAAUCAACUCUUCAUCAACAUCAAGAGUCUCAUUUCCUGGCAGUAUUGCCUGAAAGACAUCGAUUACAUCAACUCUCUCACCAUCACCAUGCUUUCAAAGAUGCGUCCUGAUGAGUACCGCAACGUCAUCAAAGGACUGGAGACUCAUUACCAGGAGUUCAUGCGUACCAGUCAAGGUUCUGAAAUGUUUGGGGAAGAGGAAAAGAAAUUAAUCCAGGGCAACUUUGACAAGGCCCAGGCCCACUAUGAUACACUGAUCGUCCAGCUGCCUGCGUACAGGGAGAAAGAGACAGAAUCCCAAAAAGUGGAAAAGGUCAAGGUGACCAAAGUCUCUGCCCCAAAACCCAACAACCAGACUCCACCACCGAGCUCCUCCUUAAGCCUGACACUGCUCACUAGUCUGCAGGAGCUUCGACGCAGGCUGGAGUCGGCUGAAUACGGUCUUACCAGUCAUCUCCACAUUCCUCUGGGGGAUAACAGUGUGUAUGAGUGCUCAGUGCAUAUUCAGAAGCUCCAGGCUAUGAACCAAGACCUGGACUCAAUUUACGAUGAGUACUUGCACCUCCGAGAGUUGAUUACAAAGCAGCUGGAAGGGAUUCCUGCAGACUCGGAGCAAGCCAAGUUCCUUCGCUCUGAAUUAGAUUUAAACAGUCAAAAACUUGCAGGCCUGCAGGACCUCCAUUCAAUCUACCUUCAGAGACUAUCAGCACUUAAGGCCUUGCUUCAGAGCCUUAUCCAGGUCGAGGAUAUCAUUAAAGUUCACGAGGCCCGACUGACCGAGAAGGAGACCAGCUCUCUGGAUCUUCGGGAGCUGGAAAACCAGCGGCUCACACUAAAGCAAAUGAAGAGUGAUUUGGAACAGAAGAGAGACCUGCUGACAUCUGUGGAGUCUGAGCUUUCUAAAGCAGUGCACUUGAAUGAUCAAAUUUCUGACUCCUUCUACAAAUGUGACGUAGAUUUAUCCAAGUACUCAGACUUGGUGGGUCAGUUGACUGACCGCUGGCGCCGCAUCCAAUCACAGAUAGAUAGCAGAGUGUGGGACCUGGAGAAGCAGGAGAAUCAGUUAAAGCAUUAUCAGCAGGGCAGCACUUCCCUGGAACAGUGGAUAGACAAUGCCAGGAAGCGCCAGGACACCCUUCAGACCGUUAAGAUCAGUGACAUCCAGACCCUAAUGGACCACCUCAAUCAGCAGAAGGCACUUCACAAUGAAAUCAAAGGAAAGAAGGAGCACGUAGAGGAUGUCCAGAAAAAUGCAAACACAUGUGCUGCCUCUAUAAAGGACUAUGAGCUGCAGCUGGCUUCCUACGGUUCAGGCCUGGAAACUCUUCUCAAUGUUCCCAUCAAGAGAACUAUGCUGCAGUCCCCUGCUUCUGCUGUCAGACAAGAGGCAGGUGACCUACAGACUCAUUAUAUAGAGCUACUUACCCGCUCUAGUGACUACUACAAGUUCUUAGGGGAGUUGCUGAAGAACAUGGAAGAGCUGAAGAUGAGGAACACCAAGAUUGAGAUGCUUGAGGAGGAACUGAGGCGUCUGAAGGAGGACCUCAAUGAUCGUAACCAGAAAAACAAGUCUCUGGAGGAUGCUAUGGCCCAGUAUAAGAUGGAGCUUAGUCAGUUACAAGAUCAAGUCAUUUGUACUGAGGAAGUGAAGAGAACCUCAGUAUUGCAGGUUAAUGCUGCCAAGGAGAGCCUGGGCAGCACACAGAGCAAGCUUCAUGAGCUUAAUGAUGAGCUGACGCGUAUUAAAUACCAACUUGAUGAAGAAAAACGGAAAAGGAGGCUGGCAGAGGAGCGCUACAACAGCCAACAAGAGGAGUAUGAAGGGGCUGUUCGCCGCAGACAGAAAGAACUGGAAGAACUCAGCUGGACUAGGAUUGACUUAGAAAAGGCAGUGAAAGACAAGGAACGUGAGCUUGAGAGGAUGAAGAUGCAGCUGGAGGAGGAGGCGGCACGUCGACGAAAUGCUGAAUCUGAAAUGUCAAAGGUAAGAACACAGUGCACCCAGGAGAUUAAUCAACUUAAGCAGACAUACGAGACAGAGAUCCACGUUACCAAGACCACAAUCCUGAAAGCCUCACAGCAGAAAGAAGAAGACGCAGCAGAGCUGAGGCUGCAACUUGAAAGACUCGCUGCUGAGAAGAGAGAUGUAGAGGAGGAGCUGAGGAGACUGAGGCAGGCGAUUGCUAUUACAGAGGAGCAGAAAAGCAGGGCAGAGCAGGAGGUCAACCAGCAGAGGGCCUCAGUGGCACAAGAGACUAGGGUGCGCAGUGAGCUGGAGGUGCAGCUGAUAACUCUCAAGCAGCAGAGAGAAGAGAAUGAGCUCAAAUUGAAGGAAGCCACCAGAAACAAUCAGGAAAAGUCCCGGCAAAUCAGCGUGCUAACAUUUAACCUGGAGGAAGAAGGGAAGAAGCGGAGAGCUCUGGAGUUGGAAAUAAAUCACCUGAAACAAGCUGAGGCAGAGCUGAAGGCAAAGAACACUUCCUAUCAGGAGACAAUUAACAAACUGAAAGUGUCUGAGCAGGAGAUCCGUAUCACUCGAGUGGAGCUGGAAAAGCAGGCCACUGAGAAAACUAAGGCUGAGCAGAAUUAUGCCAGGCUGCAGAGUCGUGUCAGGGAACUUCAAAGCUCUCUGGAUGGGAAGGAAGCUGAACUGGCAACGCAGAAGCAGGCAACUCAGGAGGAGUUUACUCGUAGAAAACGAAUGGAGGCUGAGUUGGAGAGGAUGACACAUACUUGCAGAGAGCAUACGACCACAAUUAGCUCGCUAAAAUCUAUUCAGAUAGAGGCUUCCACUACUGGGAGAAAGUAUGAGCAGGAUCUCAAGGCUCUUCAGGAGGCUCUGGAUAAGAGUCUGAGGGAUCACAAAGCCACCAAGGAGGAACUGGCAAGUGUAACAACUGAGCUGAAGACACAGAAACAGAAGCUCCAGCAGGAAUUGACCCGUGUUCAUGAACUAAACCUGCGUAAUGAAAGCCUUUAUAAGACCAUUGAGGAGAAGAGCCGCCAACUUAAUGAGUACACCACGGAGAUCGAGAAGCUGAAGACUCUGACACAGAACCUCACAAAGGAGAGACUGAAAUUGGAGGAGGAGCUGAGAACCGUUAGACAAGAGAGAGACGAGAUGAAGCUCAGCAAAGAUGCUAUUGAUGGAGAAAGUGCUACUCAGAUUUCAGCCUUGCAUGUCCAGCUCCAGAGUAGCAUCAAGAGGACGUCAGAGCUCCAGGGUCUCAUCAAUGACCUGACCAACGAGAGAGAAAAGCUUAAAUUGGAAAUAAACAAAUUCCAAAAGCAGUCAAUUGAGACAUCGCUUGUGGUGCAAGAAUCCCAAAGCAAAUACAGUGAUCUGCUGCUGGAGAAGGAUAGUUUGCUGUCCAGGAUUAAACUGUUGGAGCAGGACAAGAAUCGUCAGCUGCGGUUAGAAGAAGAGCUCAAUCGCAUCAAAGUCACACUAGAGUCCGAGCGUCGAAACAAACAGCAGCUGCAGGAGGAGAAAAAUUCAAUUUUCAAGGAGCUAAGCACUAUAAAGAGCCAGUAUGAGAUGAAAAGUUCUCAGAUUAGGCAGUGCGAGUCAGACAGAGAUAGGGCCGAUCGAGAGAGGCUUUCCCUCAAGAGCGAGAUCGAGAGGCUCACGAGGGAGCUAACGAGUAUUGAAGAAAGGUACAAGAGCCGUCUGUUGAGCUCAGAGAAAGAGGCAAAAGAGCUGGCUCUCAAGAAGGAGUCCCUGGAAAGAGAAAUACGCAGACUGCAGCAGAGGCCCAACACUCUGAAUAGGCAGACCCAGACAGAUGAGAAGGUCCAAACCAUUGAUCCUUCAAAGCUUCUGUUUGACGGGGUGCGCCGCAAAGUUACAGCCCAUCAGCUUUGCGACUGUGGUAUCAUUAGUAAAGCUACUCUAGAUGAGCUCCUAAAGGGAAGAAGGACAGUGAGCGAGGUAGCUGCAGACAUCCAGGUUAACCUUAAGGGCAGUGGCAUCAUUGCUGGUAUGACAUCUACUUCUCAACGGAAAAUCCCAUUCACUGAAGCCAAAAACAAGAAUAUGCUCAGCCCAGAGAGUGCCCUUAAGCUUCUGGAAGCUCAGGCAGCAACGGGCUACAUAGUGGAUCCUGCAUUUAAUGAGAAGAUGCCUGUGGAUACCGCCUGUUCAAGAGGGAUUGUAGACACAGAAGACAGAGAUGUCUUGUUGAAAGCUGAAGCUGCUAGCACAGGUUUCAAAGAUCCAUACUCUGGCAAAGUGUUAUCUGUGGGUCAGGCUUGCAGACAAGGCCACAUAGACAAAGAGACAACCAUCCGCUUGCUCCAGGCUCAAGAGUCUGUUGGGGGUAUACUGGAUCCUGUUUUGGGUGUCUUCCUACCAAAAGAUCUGGCCUUGGACCGCAAUCUUAUUGACGAGGACCUCUACAGGGCUCUGACUAAAAAACCAACCUGCUAUCUGGAUCCAACAACUGGACAGAAGACAACUUACAAUGACCUUCGGAUGAAGUGUACAGUGGAACCUGUUUCUGGCUUGCUUCUGAUCUCUGGUCCAGAAAAACCCUUGACAGUGAAAGGUCUCCGUGGUGAAGUCUCUGUCUCGGAACUCGUCAAAUCUGAACUUCUGGAUGAAACUGACUUGCAGAAGCUCAGUCAGGGCAAACUCACUAGCAGAGAUAUUGAAGACAAGCUAAAGACCUAUCUCCAUGGCUCUACCUGUAUUGCCGGGAUCUAUGAUGAAGCCAAUGACAGAAUACUACCUUUUUAUCAGGCAAUGAAGGAGGGUCUGCUUAUGAGAGGCACCACGUUGGAGCUUCUUGAGGCCCAGGCUGCUUCUGGCUUCAUAGUUGAUCCAGUCAACAAUGUUUUCUUGACAGUGGAAGACGCCAGCAAGAGAGGUCUGAUAGGGAAGGAGUUUAAGGGCAAGCUGUUGUCUGCAGAGAAGGCAGUAAUAGGAUACAGAGACCCAAACACAGGAAAAACUAUAUCCCUCUUCCAAGCUAUUGAGAAAGAUCUUAUUGAGAAGGGUCAUGGAAUCCGACUGCUCGAGGCUCAGAUUGCCAGUGGUGGGAUUAUUGACCCCAAAGAGAGCCAUCGUAUUGAUGUUGCUGUUGCCUAUAAAAGAGGAUACUUUGAUAAGGAGAUGAAUGAAAUCUUAUCUUAUGAAGGGGAUGACACAAAAGGAUUCUUUGAUCCUAAUACCAAGGAGAACCUGACCUAUCUUCAGCUGAAGGAAAGGUGCAUCAAAGAUGAAAAAACAGGUCUAAUACUGCUGCCACUAAGAGACAAGAGAAAGCCCCAGAAGACGCAGGAAAGCCGCACAAAUAUCCUACGCAAGAGGCGGGUUGUAAUCGUCGAUCCAGACACUGGGCUUGAAAUGUCAGUGAGGGAGGCCUACCACCGUGAGCUGAUUGACUACGAUACUUUCCUGGACUUGUCAGAGCAGGAGUGUGAGUGGGAGGAAAUAACUAUAACAGGGUCAGAUGGCUCUGCACGCUUGGUUAUAGUAGAUAGAAAAACUGGACUCCAACAUGAUAUUCAGGACUGCCUAGAGCGUGGUGUCAUUAACCAGAGCACUUUGGAUAAGUAUCGUGCUGGAACAAUGACCUUGACCCAAUUUGCUGACGAAAUUGCCAGCAGAAGCAGCAGCCUUGAAAUGACCAUUGCAGCCAGCAAUGUUGAUGACAUGAUCACCUGCAGCAGCCCCACCCACACAACACCAUCUUCUCCUACUGUCCGUAAACGCUUCAACAGUAUAUCUAUUACAGUCUCUCCCCCUGAGAUGUUUGAUGACCACAGCCCCGUGGGGGCUAUAUUUGACACAGAGACCUUGGAGAAAAUAACUGUUAGUGAAGCGCUUAGAAGAGGCAUAGUUGACACUCUUACAGCACAGAGGUUGCUGGAGGCCCAGGCAUGCACAGGUGGUAUCAUCAACCCUGCUACUGGUGAGAGACUGUCACUGCAAGAUGCUGUCCAUCAGAGCAUCAUUGAUGAAAGCAUGGCCAGUAAACUGAAACCUGCCCAGAAAGCUUAUGUUGGCUUUGAGGAUGUGAAGACUAAAAGAAGGAUGUCUGCGGCAGAGGCAGUCAAGGAGACAUGGCUGCCUUAUGAGGCUGGCCAGAGAUUUUUGGAGUUUCAGUACCUGACAGGGGGCCUGAUUGAACCUGGCACUGGACGUCGCGUCAGUAUUGAAGAGGCUAUCCGCAGAAAAUGGCUAGAUGGUCAGGGGGCCCAGAAGCUUCAAGACACUCGGAACCACCAGAAGAACCUGACCUGUCCCAAGACUAAACUGAAAAUAUCCUACAAAGAAGCCAUGGACAGCUGCAUGGUGGAGGAAAGCAAUGGCAUGAAGAUGCUGCAAGCCUCGUCUGUGUCUACCAAGGGAAUCAGCAGCCCUUACAAUGUCUCUAACCCAGGAUCUCGCUCUGGCUCAAGGGCUGGGUCUCGUACCGGCUCGAGGAGUGGAUCUCGUAGAGGCAGUGUGGAUUACACCUCUACUAUGACCUUUACAUCCACCAGCAGUACAGUUUAUAGUGCUAACACACACUUUUAAUUCAUUCCACAGAAUGAUAAUAAUUAAUCACAUAAGAGUAGCAUGUCCUUUGCAAUUUGCUUGUUUGCUUUUUUUUUUUAUAUAUAACCAUUUGCUUUUCAAAAAAAAAAGAAAAAAAGUAUUGUACUUAAAAGAUUGGGGCGGUGUUUUGUUUUUGUUUGGGGUUUUUUUUUUUUUUUUAGACUUUUUUUGUUUGCAGGUUGUAAUGAUUGAAAGUUUCAAUAUUAGAUGCUGAGUGCUAUUUUACACCUUUAUCAUAAUAGAUUUUUAGUAGAUAUAACCUUAUUUCAGUUAGUUUUACUACAUGAUGACUUUUUAUAACAAUAUAUAAUAAAUGCCUGUUGAUUUUGUCUUUAACAUGACCUCUGAAUAGAUGUCACUUUUGUUGUGUUGUGUGGUCAUGACAGGUUAAUUCAUGCAUUAUUGAGAGAACAUUUUUGUUUUUGUUAAUUGCAAAUCCUGAGGCUUAGCUUACAAUAUAUGUUAUACAUUGCAAUACAACAUAUUUUACAUUGUAACUGUAGAAAAUUGUUGCUACUAAAAUGCUGUUGCCCGCUAUCAAAAUAAAGUUGUCACAGAAUUUUA
Messenger RNA from Oreochromis aureus, 8988 nucleotides. RefSeq names its product desmoplakin. The record is from RefSeq and is a predicted model, not a curated record. Gene Ontology annotation, cellular component: cytoskeleton; plasma membrane; cytoplasm. The coding region runs from base 259 to 8403 and encodes 2714 amino acids. NCBI's taxonomy places the organism in Eukaryota, Metazoa, Chordata, Actinopteri, Cichliformes, Cichlidae. The transcript is spliced from 24 exons. Gene Ontology annotation, biological process: wound healing; intermediate filament cytoskeleton organization; skin development. Gene Ontology annotation, molecular function: structural molecule activity.